Messenger RNA from Syngnathus typhle (broad-nosed pipefish), 4210 nucleotides. It is a transcript of the gene hhip, whose product is annotated as hedgehog interacting protein. NCBI's taxonomy places the organism in Eukaryota, Metazoa, Chordata, Actinopteri, Syngnathiformes, Syngnathidae. The record is from RefSeq and is a predicted model, not a curated record. Bases 423 to 2567 code for a protein of 714 amino acids. The transcript has 13 exons.
GAAAGCGCACGAGCAAAACAUGUGAGCGCUCCUGAGGACUUGCAUGAAAGAAGAAGGAACUUUUACUGUCGUUUUUCCUUGUUUUUUUUCCCUCAAUGCCUCCACACACUGCGGGAUUAUCAUUGUUAUUGUCAUCUGUAAGGGACGCCCGGGCUCUGCUUUUGUGGAUAAAUUGCCAUCUUUUUGCUCUUUUCUGGGAAACAGCUCGCAUUUAUUAUUAUUAGGAGGCAGACACCUGCAGCAUGCUUGUACUCGUAAACGUAAUAAACUCCCACAUAAAUAGUGCUCGAAUAUAAUUAAUUGCUUUUAUUUUCUUGUGCAUCCUCCUUUUUUGGAAGAACUGUGGAUUUAUUUGUUUGGAUCUUUCUUUUUGGAUUUUUUUAGUUUCUUUCUAACGUUGUUGAAAAAAAAAGAAAGAAACAAUGAAGCACUUGCAAUUUGUGCUGGUGCUGGCCAUUGCUGUCAAUGUUUGGGAGUGCGGGGACGCUAAAUUCGGACCCGAGCGUGGCGGCGAACUGGGCGCCAGGAGGCGACGCUGCUACGACGGCAGCCUGCCCAAGCGCCUCAAGAAGCGGGAGAGGAAAGUGCUCCUGGAUGGCGGCGCUGGCUCUACGACCACCUCCACGACCACCACCACCACCGGCGGCGGAGCCGAAGUUUGCCACCGGCUCUACCCGCGAGUGUCCUGCUGUCCCACCAGGAGAGCCGCGUAUCAGAUCGCGCACCGCAGGGAUGCCCGGAUCUUCUCCACCAACAACACAGAAUGCGGCCGUCUGCUGGAGGAGAUCAAGUGCGCGCGCUGUUCCCCCAACGCGCAGGUGUUGUUCAACCCGUCGGAACCAGGCAGGAUGCCACACAGGGAGCCCGACCUUCCUCGGCUCUGCCAGGACUUCUGCCGCGAGUUCUACUACACCUGCCGAGGACACGUACCGGAAUUGUUCCAGGCCGACGCGGACGAGUUCUGCCAAUACUACGGUCGACGAGACGCAGGCCUGUGCUUUCCAGAUUUUCAGCGAAAGCAAGCGCAGGGCCAAGAUUCCAACUACUUGGGAGAUGAGAAAAUGGAAGAUAUCAGCAGGAAACACAAACACAACUGCUACUGUGCCCAGGAGGUGUUGAGUGGUCUACGGCAGCCUGUGGCCGCGGUGCACUGCGGCGACGGAUCCCAGCGCCUCUUUGUCUUGGAGCGGGAGGGAUUCGUCCGAAUACUCACCCACGACCUGCAGCUGCUCAAGGAGCCCUUCCUGGACAUCCACAAAUUGGUGCAGAGCGGCCUGAAGGGCAGAGAUGAAAGGGGCCUGCUAAGCCUGGCAUUCCAUCCCAAUUAUAAGAAGAAUGGCAAGCUCUACAUCGCCUACACCACCAACCAAGAGCGCUGGGCCAUCGGGCCGCACGACCACAUUCUCCGCGUUGUGGAGUACACCGUGUCCAGAAAGAACCCAAACCAGGUGGACAUUCGGACCCUCCGGGUCCUGAUGGAAGUAGCCGAGCUGCACCGGAAACAUCUGGGCGGGCAACUGCUCUUCAGCCCCGAAGGUCUGCUGUACAUCAUCCUGGGGGACGGAAUGAUCACCCUGGACGACAUGGAGGAGAUGGAUGGACUCAGUGAUUUCACAGGGUCCGUGCUCAGGGUAGACGUGGACACGGAUGGCUGCGCGUCCCCCUAUUCCAUCCCGCGGGACAACCCGUACUUCAACGGCACCAACCAGCCACCGGAAAUCUUUGCGCAAGGUUUACACGACCCAGGCAGGUGCAGCGUGGACCGGAUUCAAACGGAGAACGGGAGCCUUCUCCUGCUCUGCACGGACGCCAGCGGCAAAAACUCCACCACGGGAAGAAUUUUGGAGAUUCACAAAGGGAAAGAUUACGAGAACGAACCUUCCGUCUAUGACCUGCAGUCCAUCGGAGGAGCGCCGCCAGUGGGCGGUUUCAUCUACAGGGGUUGCCAGUCCAGACGAUUGUACGGCAGCUACGUGUUUGGAGAUAAGCUCGGCAACCUGCGGAUUCUCCAGAAGUCGUCGAUAACGCCGUCGGCAGCAAGCGACCAGUGGCAGGAGAAACCGCUUUGUCUGGGCUCCGCCAGCUCCUGCGGCUCCACGCUGGUCGGACACAUCCUGGGAUUCGGAGAAGACGAGCUGGGUGAAGGCUACAUACUGGCGAGCAGUAAAAGCAUGGUGCAGUCGCAAAGUGGCAAACUCUACAAGUUGGUGGACCCCAAAAGGCCCCUCAUCCCCAAGGAGUGCCAACGUCAGGUGGAGCCUCCUGAGCUGCUGAUGACAGCUUGCUCCAGACACUGCAAGAACGGACACUGCACUCCCACCGGCAAAUGCUGCUGCAGCCCAGGCUGGGAGGGGCCCUUGUGCCGCAUCGCCAAGUGCGUCCCAGGCUGUCGCAACGGAGGCGUAUGCAUGGAGCCCAACAAGUGCCUGUGCAAGAGUGGCUACUCGGGCGACCAGUGCGAGCAGAGCGAGCAGGGCAUGCCCAACGACCAGGAGAAGGACGGCCUUCUGGACCACAUCAUCGACAUGACCUCGUACCUCCUGGACCUGACUAGCUACAUCGUAUAAAGAGACUGCGAGGGGCUCGUCCUCGUCAGCACCUUCAUCCCCGCCCUACACGAAUCUACCUAGCGCCACCGGCCAACGAGGUAUCCAUUUUUUUAUUUCAUUUUGCCCACGCUGACGAGAAAAAAAAAAAAAAGGAUCUCCAUCGCAGCUGCCUUUGACAUCACCGGACGUUACGGUUUCUCACUGGACGAUAAGCUACUUGAGCGCCAGGCCAGGCAUCCAAGUCACGGAAAACGCCCGCCAAGACAUUUCUGCUCCUCUUUGGGACAAAUCUAAAAAAAAAAAAAAAUAACGCAAUGGAGCGACCGUUUAUUUCGGCGUGAUGUCGUCAUGACUUUUGUUCACAAGACUGCAUCCACAACUGUUAGACAUUUUCAUCGCAGGAUGAAGAAAGACGCUGGAUUGCUACCCACCCCUGCUCUGCAUUCAUUACAAAACUUUUCAAAAGUCAAACCCAUUUGCACAGUUCCGGUCUAACAAAGCUAGCCUCUUUCACACGGAGACCCUGAAAAAGUAAGAGUCAUUCGAUUAAAUCAGUGCUACAUGUGACAUAAGACAAAAAGCUUUUUGUGUGUUGCAAAAUUCGCAGUCAAGACAGGAAAUCACACCUUCAGCCGUAUUUUAAGCUGAACAGUUUCACACAGCAACACAGCAUCUCGCAAUCAGAUGGCGUGAUGAUAUCGUUGUCUGACGUGAGAAUUGCUUCCAGUGGAGUGUCAGGUGUGAAACGUCUCAACCUGACAGAUUUCAGCAAAAGCGCUUUUACACGCUAAAGCAGCGUCUCACAAUCAGGAAAUGAGAUGACAUCAGCGUCUGAUGUCAUCAUUGCUUGCAACACAACAAGGCUGGAGAAGUGAAAUCCCCGCAGUUGCAGAAUAACCUGCCAUCUUUUCGCGGGUGGUGUAAAAGGGGCUAGUGGACGACCAAAUAACAAAGGGAAGAAGAGGAGGAGGAGGAGGUGGUAGCGAAUGGCGAUGUAUAUUCCCCUAUAGAGCUUACCCACUACUACUUAGUAUUGCAAAAAAAAAAAUAAUAAUAAUGGGAAAAAAAAGCAUAGCAUUAUUAUGAUAGAGGGGGGUUUAUUUUUCUAAGCGUAAUAAUAUAUGGGAGAGAUUGGUGUUUAUAAAAAAUAUGUUUUACACUAAGCUUUGUGUCCAUUUGGUAUACUUGCAGCUUGCUUUUUAAGCGCCCUUCCCCUAAACACAAAGCGCCACUACAGUUCCAUCACGUUUUUGUUCAAAACGGUGUUUUUGUUUUUGUUUUUUUGUAUUUGUUCACCUCGUUGAGGUGUUGCUGACAUAAUACGUCUACCUGGUCAAGUCCACAAUGGAAUUUUUAUGCUGUAAAAGGUCUAUUUUUUUGUUGUUGUUUUUCUUUUUUUGUUAGCACUUAAUGUGAACGUUGUUGCAUUGUAGCUGCUGAGUCGGCAUGGUGUGAAUAGAAUAACCAUUUUCAUUAUUUAAGUAGUAGUUACACAAAAUGAGAUAAUUAUUUAAGUAUGUCAUUGUACUGUAUGUGUGCGGUUUUUUUUUCCUUUUUUAAAAAUUUGUUUUGUAUUCAUGUAUUGUAAAUACAACUUAGGGAUGAUAACUUCCUCUUCAGAAAUAUCAAUAUGUCUAUUAAAAUUUAUAGCAUGUCUCAAA